Messenger RNA from Solea senegalensis (Senegalese sole), 3091 nucleotides. It is a transcript of the gene prpf4bb, whose product is annotated as pre-mRNA processing factor 4Bb. The record is from RefSeq and is a predicted model, not a curated record. Bases 13 to 3063 code for a protein of 1016 amino acids. The transcript is spliced from 16 exons. Gene Ontology annotation, biological process: peptidyl-threonine phosphorylation; peptidyl-serine phosphorylation; mRNA cis splicing, via spliceosome. Lineage: Eukaryota; Metazoa; Chordata; Actinopteri; Pleuronectiformes; Soleidae. Gene Ontology annotation, molecular function: protein serine/threonine kinase activity; ATP binding.
CAGCUGAGGAAAAUGGCCGACGUAGAGAUGGACAUAACGUCCAGCAGAAUGAAUAAUGGCAACGAACACGUAAAACAAGAUCUGGAAAGCCAUGAACAAAGUGGGAAUGAGGACAGUGGAGAUGUAUCUGAAGAAGAAGAGGAGGAAGAGGAGGAGGCAGAAACUAAUGGCGAAAAGACGGAAGAAGGGCCCAAACAUCACAGCAGCAGUGGCAAACACAAGAGGAAAAAACACAAGCAUCGUAGUAAGCACAAAAAACACAAACAUGCCUCAGAUGAGGACAAGGACCGCAAACGCAGACAUCGUCAUAAACACAGGAAACACAAACGCAAAGAGGGCUCCUCUCCCACUGGUGCUGCUCUCUUUGCCUCCUCCAGCCACAAAAAAGUUGAAUCUUCUCCCUCCUCUGGAAAUCCAAGUCUGGAUGAUAGGGCCUUACUGGAGGACUUGGAGAAACAGAGGGCCAUGAUCAAAGCAGAGCUGGACAGCCAGUUAAUGGAAGGGAAGGUUCAGUCUGGAAUGGGCUUGAUCCUUCAGGGCUAUAACUCUGGAUCAGAAGAGGAUGGAGACGCAAGGGUACGAAAUGGAGAACAGCGUCAAAGAGGCAAUUCAGGUAAACCCAUAUCUCCCAGAGGAGGAAAAAGUGGGAAAUCGAGACGGGACUCAACUGAGGGCAGUAAAUCCAGCUCCAAGCGUCGUAGUCGGAGUAAAUCUGCGGACAGACCUGCUAAGGAGCCUAAGCAGGAAAAGGUGACCAAAAGCACCAAGGACACAGGUGUAAAGGACAGAGGUCGUGGCAGGAGCAGGUCAAAAGACAGAAAGCGUUCAGAUAGCACUGAUAGGUCCAAGGAGAGAAGGAAGUCCAACUCUCCCUCUUCUUGGAAAGUAGAACAGAAAGCCAGCCGCACUGAUAAACGUUCCUCUCCACAGCGGGACGAUAGACCAAACCAGGAAAGAGCACCCCGGAGAUCCAGAUCACCAGGACGAGAGCGACCGAGUCGCUCAGAAGUUGACCGCGACAAGCGGCCAACCAAGUCUCCAUCCAAGGAUGCUUCAUCAGGGAAAGAGAACCGUUCCCCUCACAGACGGCCACCUCACAGUCCUGUGAGGAAACGCAGUGCUUCCCCUCGCCACAGAGACACGCGCCACCCCUCGGCGAGUGCCACAGACAGGAUAGCAAAACAGAGCCAGUCUCCCUCCAGAACAAGGUCCUCACCCAGGAGAGGUCGCAGUCGCUCACCAGAUUCCAGAAGGAGGGAUGCUGACAGGCAGGACUCACCGCUAAGGAAACGCCCUCGGCCAGACUUGGGGCCGAGAGACAGAUCACGGGAGAACAGUCCAAGAGCAUCUUCUCGCCGCAGGAUGAGUCGAUCACCUCUGAGACGCAGGUCCCCAUCACCACGACGACACUCCCGCUCUUCACCACGCAGACGGAGCAGGUCUCCACUGAGACACAGGUCUGGAGAGAGAGACAGGUAUGGAAGGCUCAGGCAAUAUCGGCGCUCCAUGUCCCGUGAUCGGGAAAGGAGGAGGAGGCGCAGCAGAGAUGAAGACAAGUUCAAGGGCAGCCUUUCAGAGGGCAUGAAAGUUGACCAGGAAUCCUCAGAGGGAGAAGUGUUGGAGGAUUUUGAUGGUGAGGAAGUAGAUGAAGAAGCUCUCAUUGAACAGCGCCGGCAGCAGCGCCUGGCCAUUGUCCAGAAAUACAGAGUCGGGAAUGAUGACAGCAACAUGGUGUCAGAGCCCAGCAGCCCGCAGAGCAGUACUCGCAGCCGUUCACCCUCACCUGAUGACAUCCUCGAGCGAGUGGCUGCCGAUGUCAAGGAGUACGAACGCGAGAACCUCAACACCUUCGAGGCCAACAUCAAAGCCAAGCACAACCUCAUCCCCCAGGAGAAAGAUGGAGCCAAUCCAAAGAAGCCCUCGGCCCCCGACAUGUUUACGGAGUCAGACGACAUGUUUGCCGCUGACUUUGAUAGUGCCAGGAUGAGAGCAGCAGGUGUCGGAAAAGACUUUAAAGAAAACCCCAACCUCAGGGACAACUGGACUGAUGCUGAGGGUUACUACCGGGUGAACAUUGGGGAGACGCUGGACAAGCGCUAUGAUGUGUAUGGCUACACUGGCCAGGGUGUGUUCAGCAAUGUCAUCAGAGCCAGGGACACUGCGAGGGGCGGCCAGGAGGUGGCAGUCAAGAUCAUCCGAAACAACGAGCUCAUGCAGAAGACUGGUUUGAAAGAACUGGAGUUCCUCAAAAAGCUGAAUGACGCAGAUCCCGAUGACAAGUUCCACUGCCUUCGCCUUUUCAGACACUUCUAUCACAAGCAGCACCUGUGUCUGGUAUUUGAGCCUCUCAGCAUGAAUUUGCGAGAGGUGCUGAAGAAAUACGGCAAAGACGUUGGGCUCCAUAUCAAGGCUGUGCGCUCGUACAGCCAGCAGCUCUUCUUGGCCCUGAAGCUGCUUAAAAGAUGCAACAUUCUCCACGCUGACAUCAAGCCAGACAAUAUCCUGGUUAAUGAGUCAAAGACCAUUCUGAAGCUUUGUGACUUUGGUUCUGCAUCCCAUGUUGCUGACAACGACAUCACACCAUACCUGGUCAGCAGGUUCUACAGAGCUCCAGAAAUCAUCAUAGGGAAACCGUACGACUAUGGCAUCGACAUGUGGUCUGUCGGCUGCACUUUGUACGAGCUCUACACCGGCAAAAUCCUGUUUCCUGGAUCUUCCAACAAUCACAUGAUCAAACUCGCCAUGGACCUGAAGGGCAAGAUGCCCAACAAGAUGAUCCGUAAAGGUUUGUUCAAAGACCAGCACUUCGAUCAGAAUUUGAACUUCCUCUACAUUGAAGUGGACAAAGUAACAGAAAGGGAGAAGGUGACGGUGAUGAGCACCAUCAACCCCACCAAAGAUCUGCUGACGGACAUGAUCGGAGGCCAGCGGCUUCCCGAGGACCAGAGGAAGAAGGUCAUGCAGCUGAAGGACCUGCUGGACGGCACGCUGAUGCUGGACCCGGCCAAACGCAUCAGCAUCAACCAGGCUCUGCAGCAUCCUUUCAUCCAGGAGAAGAUUUAAAGGCCCUGAAUGCCACACCCCCACACAC